AUGUUAUCAUCUACCAUUCGUUCUUUAAGAAGUAACAGAAAUGUUACAACCUUAAAGAAUAUUAGAAAAUAUGCUGUUUCACCAUCAGCUCAAGCAUUAGUUUCAAAAUCAGUACAAGAAAUAGAUCCAGAAAUGGCAGAUAUAUUAAAUCAAGAAAGAAUUAGACAAAAAAAUUCAAUUACUUUAAUACCUUCAGAAAAUUUUACAUCAAAAGCAGUAAUGGAUUUAUUAGGUUCAGAAAUGCAAAAUAAAUAUUCUGAAGGUUAUCCUGGUGAAAGAUAUUAUGGUGGAAAUGAAAUUAUAGAUAAAGCUGAAUCAUUAUGUCAAAAAAGAGCUUUAGAAGCAUUUAAUUUAAAUCCUGAAGAAUGGGGAGUUAAUGUUCAACCAUUAUCUGGAGCACCAGCUAAUCUUUAUGCAUAUUCUGCAAUUUUAGAUGUUGGUGAUAGAAUUAUGGGUUUGGAUUUACCUCAUGGUGGUCAUUUAUCUCAUGGUUAUCAAACAAACACCACCAAGAUUUCAUUUAUAUCAAAAUAUUUUCAAACAAUGCCAUAUAGAUUAAAUGAAGAAACUGGAAUAAUAGAUUAUGAUACUUUAGAACAAAAUGCUCAAUUAUUUAGACCAAAAGUUAUAGUUGCAGGUGCUUCAGCUUAUUCAAGAAUUAUAGAUUAUAAAAGAAUGAAAGAAAUCGCUGAUAAAGUUGGAGCUUAUUUAUUAUCUGAUAUGGCUCAUAUUUCAGGUUUAGUUUCAGCUGGAGUUACUGAUUCACCUUUCCCAUAUUCAGAUAUUGUAACUACAACAACACAUAAAUCAUUAAGAGGACCAAGAGGAUCAAUGAUAUUUUUUAGAAAAGGUAUAAGAAAAGUUACUAAAAAGGGUAAAGAAAUACCAUAUGAUUUAGAAAGAAAAAUCAAUUUUUCAGUAUUCCCUGGUCAUCAAGGUGGUCCACAUAAUCAUACAAUUUCAGCAUUAGCAGUAGCAUUAAAACAAUGUUCAGAACCAGAUUUUAAACAAUAUCAAAAAGAUGUUAUAUCAAAUGCUAAACAUUUUGCCGAGGCAUUAGAAAAAAAGGGUUUCAAAUUAGUUUCAGGUGGAACAGAUACUCAUUUAAUAUUAGUUGAUUUAAGAUCAAAAAAUAUUGAUGGUGCAAGAGUAGAAGCAGUAUUAGAAAGAUCAAAUAUAGCAGCAAAUAAAAAUACAGUUCCAGGAGAUACAAGUGCUUUAUUCCCAUCUGGUUUAAGAGUUGGUACUCCAGCAAUGACAACAAGAGGUUUUGGACCAGAAGAAUUUUCAAAAGUUUCUGAUUUUAUUGAAAGAGCAGUUGAAAUUUCAAUAAAUUUAAAAAAACAAGAACAAGGUAAAGUUCCAAAAGAAUUAUUAGCUAAUUUUAAAAAAUUGGCUGAUGAAAGUGAAGAAGUUAAACAAUUAGGUGAUGAUGUAGCUAAAUGGGCAAGUCAAUAUCCAGUCCCAGGUGAUAAAGUGUAA
Molecule: messenger RNA, 1482 nt
Organism: Lodderomyces pseudojiufengensis
Lineage: Eukaryota; Fungi; Ascomycota; Pichiomycetes; Serinales; Debaryomycetaceae
Gene: SHM1
Product: glycine hydroxymethyltransferase
Exons: 1
Coding region: 1-1482 (493 amino acids)
Biological process (GO): tetrahydrofolate interconversion; folic acid metabolic process; L-serine catabolic process
Cellular component (GO): cytoplasm
Molecular function (GO): pyridoxal phosphate binding; glycine hydroxymethyltransferase activity; cobalt ion binding
Source: RefSeq, a predicted model, not a curated record